Molecule: messenger RNA, 786 nt
Organism: Lemur catta (Ring-tailed lemur)
Lineage: Eukaryota; Metazoa; Chordata; Mammalia; Primates; Lemuridae
Gene: TRARG1
Product: trafficking regulator of GLUT4 (SLC2A4) 1
Exons: 3
Coding region: 1-786 (261 amino acids)
Cellular component (GO): membrane
Source: RefSeq, a predicted model, not a curated record
AUGGCCAACCUCCUGCAGCCUCAGUUUCCUCCAGCACAGGAACCGGGCUCCACCUCACCCCUGGACCUGCCGGAGAUGGAGAAGCUCCUCACCAAGGUAGAGGACAAGGAUGACAAGACCCGGAAUCUGUCCAAGUCCCUCUCAGGGGGUCUGGAUCUGGAGCAGAAUGGCCAUAGCGUGCCCUUCAAGGCGAUCUCUGAGAAGCACCUGGAGGCCUCACUGCCGCGGUCCCCGUCGCGGGCCAGCUCGAGGCGAGCAUCCUCCAUCGCCACCACCUCGUGUGCCCAGGACCAGGAAGUCCCCAAAGAUUACCUCAUCCUUGCCAUCGCCUCUUGCUUCUGCCCCAUCUGGCCCCUCAACCUCAUCCCCCUCAUCUUUUCUAUCAUGUCUCGAAGCAGCGUGCAGCAGGGGGACCUGGAUGGGGCCCGGAGGCUGGGCCGCCUGGCCCGGCUGCUCAGCAUCACCUUCAUCAUCAUGGGGAUUGUCAUCAUCAUCGUGGCUGUGACCGUCAACUUCGCAGGUGAGGCCCAGUCCCUCGGCCCAGAGGGAGCCAGCAUGCUUGGGGAAAGUGGCCCAGUCCCCGGCAGUGACCGGCUGAGUAGGGCUGUUUUGCUGACUUGUCUUAUGCCUGAGAGUGGAUCAACAGAAAAGGGUGUGGGAAGAGCACAGGCCCAGCAGCUGGCUCUGAUGGCCCCGGGACCUGGGCCAGCGUCCUGCCUGGCUGAGCCUCACUGUUUCCAGGUACAAAGUGGCAGGAAGGAGCCUCCAGCACAGAGGCUUUUGUGA